AUGUUUUCCUUUUGGUUUGGGUCAAAAGGAAUGACCACAAUUCCAACGUGGUCUUACUCUUCCUACCGGUUCCAUAUCUCCAAUGCAGUAAUUGAUUACUGAAAGAGGGUACAAGUUAGAACAGAUUCACACACAAGAGAUGGGUUCUGAGUCUGAUGAGUGCUGUAGGGGUGAUGGCGUGAUCUUGGGCGUCGAUGGGGGCACUACGUCCACUGUAUGUGUCUGUUUGCCGCUAUUCCCCUUCUCCGACCACCGCCGAUUGCCCGAUCCUCUUCCCGUACUAGGCCGCGCCGCUGCCGGUUGCUCCAACUACAACAGCGUCGGAGAAAAUGCAGCCAGAGUAACACUAGAACAAGUUAUAGCUGAAGCUCUUUCUAGAGCAGGCAAGGAUCAUUCAGCAGUUCUUGCUGUUUGCUUAGGGGUUUCUGGUGUGAAUCAUCCGUCCGAUCAGGAGAGGAUAUUGAACUGGAUGCGGGGUAUAUUCUCACAUCAUGUAAAGAUAUAUGUCCAGAAUGAUGCUGUAGCUGCUCUUGCAAGUGGGACAAUGGGGAAGCUUCAUGGUUGUGUUCUGAUUGCGGGUACCGGGUGCAUUGCUUAUGGAUUUACUGAAGAUGGAAGAGAAGCUCGUGCUGCUGGUGCGGGGCCAGUAUUAGGUGACUGGGGCAGUGGUUAUGGAAUUGCUUCUCGGGCACUGACGGCGGUGGUGAAGGCUCAUGAUGGGCGUGGUCCAAAGACGACACUUACAAAUUGUAUUCUGGAAUCACUUGGUCUUCCCUCUCCAGAUGAAAUCAUAGGGUGGACCUAUGCAGAUUCAUCUUGGGCCAGAAUUGCAGCACUAGUUCCUAUAGUGGUAUCUUGUGCAGAAGCUGGCGAUGAAGUUGCAGAAGAGAUCUUGAACAAUGCAGUCCAUGAAUUGGCUCUAAGUGUUAAAGCUGUUGUUAAACGACUACAUUUGGCUGGGAAAGAUGGAACUGAUUAUUUCCAGGUUGUCAUGGUUGGUGGAGUCCUUGAAGCUAACAAGACAUGGGAUAUAGGGAAUAAAGUUAUUGACUCGGUUUUGAAGGCCUAUCCAGGGGCUUGUCCUAUAAGACCAAAGGUAGAAUCCUCUAGUUUCCUCAAUCCUAAGCUGCUUUUGCUGAUGACCAGUGGAACCUGCUAUUGGAGCUGCUUUGUUUGCCUGGGACUCCAUGAUGAAAGAAACAGAAGCAAAUGGCCAUAGAUAACAUCGAAUGUAAAUAUGUCAAAUGCACGGCCACCCAAAUGGUCUCACUCAGUGAUUAUUUAAACUUGCUGGUGUUGCUGUACAUUAUACUACCUUGCUCAAACACCUAUGCCUUGUUAUCGGUUGUUGUAGUCCAUAUACGUAUUUCCGUAGGAAGAGAAGAAAAGAGCACGCAGGUAAAAGAGUUGCAAUGUCCUUUUCUGUUCCAAUCUGUUUUUUCUUCUUUUGGAAUGUCACUCCAGCUAGACUCAUUUACAUGUUGGAGAAGGGGGAAUGAAACCUACUAACUAGUGCGGAGAGAUGCAGUUUUUUGAAAUGCCAUUAUGCUCCAGAGUAUUUGUCCUAAGGCUGAUUGUAACUAAAUUAUGAAUGUAUGUACAAUGUGAUGGAAAGUAAGAGAGAAUUAUCCACGCAUUUUCUUGUUUCA
Messenger RNA from Sesamum indicum (sesame), 1649 nucleotides. RefSeq lists its product as uncharacterized. NCBI's taxonomy places the organism in Eukaryota, Viridiplantae, Streptophyta, Magnoliopsida, Lamiales, Pedaliaceae. The record is from RefSeq and is a predicted model, not a curated record.